GAGAGGCCGGAGCCUGGGUCAUUGAGCCCGAGGACCUGGGCUUCCUGGUGGCCAUCACAGUUGGCUGUCCUCCCAGAUCAGUGGAGUAAUGAGCAACCGAGCUGCCUCUGGGGGAGGAAACAGUUAAAGUCCUACCGCAGCUGCAGUCCUCUGGGCGUGGUUCUACUGUCUGACUCGGGCUCCGGAUCCUGGGCCCAGAGGCAGAGGAAGCCCAGCUCGGCAGCGGCAGACCGUCUACAUGGCUGAAUUGGAUCUGAUGGCUCCAGGCCUGCUGCACGGGGUCCCCGCUCACCCUCCGGCCACUCUCAGCCCAGACUCUGGCUCGGCCAGUCCUGCAGAGGAAGAGGACCCGGGCUCCCCGGGGAGCCCCCCAGGGGAAACUGGGGGACAGGGCUCUGAGUGGCAGGGGGCUCCCGAGGCAGAGGGCCUGGAGGAGGAGGAGGAGGUCCUGUGUGACUUCUGUCUCGGGGCCAGCAGGGUGAAGGCCGUCAAGUCCUGCCUGACCUGCAUGGUGAACUACUGCCCGGAGCACCUGCGGCCGCACCAGGAGAACAGCAGGCUGCACGGCCACCAGCUGACCGAGCCCGCCAGGGACCGGGACCUGCGGCUGUGCCCCGCGCACCGCAGCCCACUGACCGCCUUCUGCGACCCCGAUGGGCAGUGCAUCUGCGAGGAGUGCAGCCAGGCCGAGCACAGGGGCCACGCCUUGGUCUCCCUGGACGCCGCCCGCAGGGACAAGGAGGCUGAGCUUCGGAGCACCCAGUUAGACCUGGAGCAGAAACUCAAGUUGAAUGAAAAUGCCAUCUCCAGGCUCCAGGCUAACCAUAAAUCUGUCCUGGUAUCAGUGUCGGAGGUGAAGGCCAGGGUGGAGGAGCAGUUCGGGGAGCUCCGUGCUGCCAUGACAAAGGCCCAGGCCGACGUGAUGCUCUUCCUGGAGGAGAAGGAGCAAGCUGCCCUGGGCCAGGCCAAUGGCAUCAAGACCCACCUGGAGUACAGGAGUGCAGAGAUGGAGAAGGCCAGGCAGGAGCUGGACAGGAUCGCUGCCAUUGGCAGUCCCGUGCUGUUCCUGGAGGAGUACUGCAAGUUCAAGAACACGGAGGACAGCGCCUUCCCCAGCGUCUACAUAGGGCUCAAGGACAAGCUCUCGGGCAUCCACAAGGUCAUCACGGACUCCACUGCCCACCUGAUCCAGCUGCUGCAGAGCUAUAAGGAGAAGCUCCAGGAGUUCUCCAAGGAUGAGGAGUACGACAUCAGAACCCAGGUGUGUGCUGUCAUUGAGCACAGACAUCGGACCUCAAAACCCGAGCCCUGCACCAGGCCGCAGUUCCUCCAGUAUGCCUGUGAUGUUGUCUUCGACCCCGACACGGCACACAGGUACCUCCGGCUGCAAGAUGACAACCGCAAGGUCACCAACACGGCGCCCUGGGAGCACCCGUAUCCCGACCUGCCCAGCAGGUUCUCACACUGGCGGCAGGUUCUGGCCCAGCAGAGCCUGUACCUGCACAGGUACUACUUCGAGGUGGAGCUCUCGGGAGCGGGCGUCUAUGUGGGCCUGACGUGCCAGGGCAUCGACCGCAAGGGCGAGGAGCGCAACAGCUGCAUCUCCGGGAACGACUUCUCCUGGAGCCUCCACUGGGAUGGGAAGGGAUUCAGGGCAUGGCACAGCGAUGCGGAGACCCUGCUCAGCGCCAACGCUUGCCGGAGGCUGGGGGUCUAUGUGGACUUCCCCGGCGGGGGCCUCUCCUUCUACGGCGUCGAGCCUGAGACCCUGACGCUGCUGCAUAGGUUCCAGUGUAAGUUUUCGGAGCCCGUCUACCCAGCCUUCUGGCUUUCCAAGAAGGACAGUGCCAUCCGGAUUGCGGAUCUUGGAGAGGAACCUGAGAAGCCAGGGCCGGCCCUGGUGGAGUCUGCUGCCUAGAUGCUGAUCCAGGUCUCAGACCUGUGCUGACACACGGACAGGUGGCAGUUUUCAUUGGAAGACUGACUGGGGGUCUCUGCCAGCACCUGCUGGCUUUAGAAAUUGUGUGGGGAUGAGGGGAAGGGUCUCUGGUCGCCGCCUGGGCGCCUCACUGCACUGGUCCCCGUGUUUGCAGUAAUCCUCAAACCCUAGGUCCCCCUCACCAUCUUCUUAUGAUCUUGUCCUGUCUGCUUGGGUGGACCGCACGCUGUGCCCAGAGUUGGUCACCAGGCAACCUUAGAGCGAUCAGAAAGACUGCAGAGGAAUCAUAACCAAUGGCUAACCUUGUCUUACUCCUGCGUCCCCUGUUCUGAGCGCCUCCUGGGCCUCAGCCCUUGUGACCCUCUCGGCAGCCCCAUGGAGAGGUGCUCAACCACCCCCACUUGGCAGAUGGACAGGCUGUGGUCCAGGGGGUUAGUGAACUCACUCAGGGUCACUGUGGUCACGUGGAGAGUGAGUGGCCAAGCUGGGAUUCAAACCUGACAUCGAACUUCUAACCACCACCCCGCACUGCCCUCGUCCUUAGAUCACAGGUGUUGUGUGUAAGGGAAUAAACUACAAGGUGAACUGCAUUUGUGAGCAUGGAGAGUCUGACAGCCUCAGUGGCUUUUUGUGCCCAUGUCUGAUGGGCCUUGCAGCUGUGCUGUGACGGAGAGCUCACUACCUCACAGGCAGCUCUCCUGGCUUGGGCACAGUGAGAACUCAGGACUGUCUUCAUAGGGUCCACAUCCUAGUCCCUGUGACCUCGGCAGAUGGCCCUAGCACCUCUCUUCUGGAGCCACCUAGAUGGUGAGGACGUGUCUAAUUCCUUAUCCAGCGGUCAGUUGUCUACACACUUAGGGGUAGCUCUCAUGGGUCCCCCAGGAAUAUGUGUGUUUUCACAUCUUAUUUGCCAGUUGCUUUGUGGUUUCCAGAUCUUUUACCCCUCUGGUCACUUUUUCUUCCUUUCGACAGAUUGUUCCCUAAAAUUAAAGGUUCCUUAGUCCUUAUUCUUGCUCAAUAGUGUCUGACUCUGCGACCCCAUGGACUGUAGCCUGCCAGGCUCCUCUGUCUAUGGGAUUUCCCAGUCAAGAAUACCAGAGUGGGUUGCCAUUUUCUUCUCCAGGGGAUCUCCCUGACUUGGGGAUUGAAUCUGCGUCUCAUGUGUCUCCUGCACUGGCAGAUGAUUCUUUACCGACAUCAAACCUUUAGGCAAAUGACAAACUGUAUCUCAAUGGGUUUCUGAGGACAUAACCUGAAGUCCCUUCUGGGACUCACUGGAAAUAUAACUUCUGGGUCUUUUCCAUGACCUGUGUCAAGGCAAGCCUCUUCCUCCUUGCCCUGUCUGGUCAUCCUGUCUCAAGAGCACAUUAUCUCAGCAUCACUUGACUUGUUUCCGGAGACCCUGUCAGACAUUUGAAUCAUAGGAUUUACACAGUGUAGGGUUUUAAUUUUCAAACUGAAUUUAAAGUUUUUGAAUUUUAUUGACUUUUAAAAAAUUUGAAUUGUAAAACUCAUCACAUCACUGCUGCUUGUGGAGAUAGAUUUGUUUCAUGAUCCUAUCAGGUUAUAACAGCUCUCCUUCCUAUCCUGCAGAAAUUGGUGACCUUUUCUUAAAUCUUACUCUUGUUGAUACAUAAAUUUGUUAGAGUCUUGCAGUCGU
Messenger RNA from Cervus elaphus (red deer), 3599 nucleotides. It is a transcript of the gene TRIM16, whose product is annotated as tripartite motif containing 16. The record is from RefSeq and is a predicted model, not a curated record. Lineage: Eukaryota; Metazoa; Chordata; Mammalia; Artiodactyla; Cervidae. The transcript is spliced from 6 exons. Gene Ontology annotation, molecular function: zinc ion binding; protein binding. The coding region runs from base 239 to 1918 and encodes 559 amino acids.